UCCCAAUAUACUUUUUUUAAUUUAAAUUUUAAAAAGUUAACCCCAAAUUUAAUUGAAAAAUCUUUUGUGUCACAUUUAUUAAGACAAAUAAUAAUAUGCCAAUUGAAACAAUGGCACCUGUAGCUGCACCCACACCAGCCACAGCUACACCUGCAUCUACACCAGCAUCUGCACCAACAAACAACAACAAUGAGGCUCAGAAGAAAAGUAACAGAAUUCAAGUCUCUAACACCAAAAAACCACUUUUCUUCUAUGUCAAUCUUGCUAAGAGGUACAUGCAGCAGCAUAAUGAGGUUGAACUUUCUGCUUUGGGCAUGGCGAUCACUACGGUUGUCACAGUUGCUGAGAUUUUGAAGAAUGGUGGAUUUGCGACGGAGAAGAAGGUUUUAACAUCCACAGUUGGAAUGAAAGAUGAGGCCAAAGGCCGCAUGGUUCAGAAAGCAAGAAUUGAGAUAGUGUUGACGAAGAGCGAGAAGUUUGAUAAGCUGAUGACACCAAGCAAUACUAAUAGUGAUCGUGCAGUAGCACAAGAUGGUGCAGCAACCAACAAGAAUACUAUUACUAAUGACACUAAGGAGCAAACCAAGAAGUAGAAAGGAUGCUACUUGUUAUUGUGUCAAAUCUCAUUCUUACUGUAUCUCAGUCUAGAUAUGAGGAUGCUACAUAUCAUAUUAUUCUGCUAUUAUUUCUUAUUAUAUUUGUUAUUAUUAUUACUACUACUAUUAUGUUAAAAGUUAGAGAGGCUAAAUAUAGGGUGACAGCAAAAGCAAACCCUCAUCAAGGAGUGUUGUUUGUGAGUUGUGACUUUUUUUAGGAAUUUUUUUUUUUGCCUCCAUAUAACUUAUAGAGUUUGUCACAUUUUGCAGUUCCCUUUUUCAAACUUGUAUCUCCCAAAGAUACAGCACAUAUAUAAUAUGAUUGCUGUUUAGUUUUUAGUAUAUGUUUAUUGGUGUCUUUACA
This is a messenger RNA of Solanum pennellii, 960 nucleotides long. RefSeq lists its product as uncharacterized. NCBI's taxonomy places the organism in Eukaryota, Viridiplantae, Streptophyta, Magnoliopsida, Solanales, Solanaceae. The coding region runs from base 96 to 593 and encodes 165 amino acids. Gene Ontology annotation, molecular function: RNA binding. Gene Ontology annotation, cellular component: nucleus. The transcript has 5 exons. The record is from RefSeq and is a predicted model, not a curated record.